Molecule: messenger RNA, 6896 nt
Organism: Pungitius pungitius (ninespine stickleback)
Lineage: Eukaryota; Metazoa; Chordata; Actinopteri; Perciformes; Gasterosteidae
Gene: mast3a
Product: microtubule associated serine/threonine kinase 3a
Exons: 27
Coding region: 329-4543 (1404 amino acids)
Biological process (GO): intracellular signal transduction; peptidyl-serine phosphorylation
Molecular function (GO): magnesium ion binding; protein binding; protein serine/threonine kinase activity
Source: RefSeq, a predicted model, not a curated record
UAGCCGUGCAUAUCGCUCGAUAAUGUCAUACCACGCGACAGAAGAAGGACCCUCUCGGAAACCGUGCGAGUAACGGGGAGAAGGUGCGGCCGGGAGGCGCAGGGCGGACAUGGCAGACAUGGCAGUCGCUCCCCAUCACCGAGCUUCCGUGCCGCGGGUCUGGCUCAGUUCGUGCCGGAGCUAGACGGAGUCGCAGGCGUCGGGCACUGACUGCGUACUGGCCCAGCCACCAGCGAUGAUAACAACUCCUCAAGACGCGAUGCUCCCGCUUUAACGAGAGGACAAUCAUCACAUCUGCAUUGGAUUCAUCCGCCAACAGCCAUCAAACAUGUCUGACCAGAACUAUUACUGGACCGUGUUGCCGAGCUACAAAACUAGUUUUGUGACCGGGGCCAUGAUGAAAAGGUCAAAAAGUUCCCGUAACAACAAGAGAAGGAGCUUGGGGGUCGGCACCACGUCGCCCACGCUCUCGCGGCCUCUUUCACCUCUCCCACUCGCCACAGCUGGCAACAGCCCCUCAGAAAGCCCCAGAAAUGUUUCUGCCAGCACCUCUGCCAACUUCCAGUUUGCCCGAAGCCAACUGGCACGCACUGAAAGGGCGGAUGGGCGAAGGUGGUCCGUGGCGUCUGUUCCCUCCUCUGGAUACUGCACCAACGCCCCCAGUUCAUCAGUGUCUUCCUCGUCUUCCCAGGAGCUAUUGCACCAGUUGCCCUUCCAGCCCACACAAGAUGAUCUCCACUUCCUGUUCAAACAUUUCCGUAGCACGGAGAGUGUGGCGGACGAGGAAGGAGCACAGGGCCCGCCUCCGGUCAGGCUCCGCUCUCGCAGUCUCAGCCCUGGACGAACCUGUGGAACAUUUGACAAUGAAAUUGUCAUGAUGAAUCAUGUCUACAAAGAACGCUUUCCUAAGGCGACAGCCCAGAUGGAGUGUCGACUGCUCGACAUCAUCGCAGAGUGUUCCCCAGACACGGCCCUGCCCCUGGCUGACGGCGUGCUGGGAUUCAUUCAGCACCAGCUGGUGGAGCUCGCCAGAGACUGUCUGGACAAGUCCCAGCAAGGCCUGGUCACCUCCAGGUACUUUGUGGAGCUUCAGGAGAAACUGGAGAAGCUGCUGCACGAGGCGUAUGAGCGAUCAGAGAGCGAGGAGGUGACCGUCAUCACCAAGCUGGUCAAGAAGAUUCUCAUCAUCAUCUCUCGGCCGGCCAGGCUCCUGGAGUGUUUGGAGUUUGAUCCAGAGGAGUUUUACCAACGUUUGGAGGCUGCAGAGGGUCAUGCCAAGGUGGGCCAUGGCAUCAAGACUGAUAUUCCCAGAUACAUCAUCAGCCAGCUCGGCCUCAACAGGGAUCCCUUAGAAGAGAUGGUUCACCUGGAGCAGACGAGUCCUCUGCACAGAGCGGCCAGCAGGGAGUCUGAUGACACGGGAGAGGCAACAACUUCCCAGAGCCGAGCAGCCGGCACUCCUCCUCGUAGAAAACCACUGGAGAGCGACUUUGAGACUAUCAAGCUCAUUAGCAAUGGCGCCUAUGGGACCGUGUUUCUGGUGCGCCACAAGGAAACCCGUCAACGCUUUGCCAUGAAGAAGAUCAACCGGCAGAACCUGAUCCUUAGAAACCAGAUCCAGCAGGUGUUUGUUGAGCGAGACAUCCUCACCUUUGCUGAAAACCCAUUUGUGGUUUCUAUGUUCUGCUCUUUUGAGACACGGAGGCACCUCUGCAUGGUCAUGGAGUACGUGGAAGGUGGAGAUUGUGCCAAUCUAUUGAAGAACAUUGGUCCUCUUCCUGUGGACAUGGCUCGGAUGUAUUUUGCAGAGACUGUCUUGGCUUUGGAGUAUCUCCACAACUACGGCAUCGUACACAGAGACCUGAAACCUGACAAUUUAUUAAUAACCUCCUUGGGACACAUUAAACUGACAGACUUUGGGCUGUCAAAGAUUGGUCUAAUGAACAUGACCACCAACUUGUAUGAAGGGCAUAUAGAAAAGGAUACCAGAGAGUUCAUCGACAAACAGGUGUGUGGCACUCCGGAGUACAUUGCUCCAGAGGUGAUCCUGAGGCAGGGUUAUGGGAAGCCAGUAGACUGGUGGGCUAUGGGCAUCAUCCUGUAUGAGUUCUUAGUGGGCUGCGUGCCUUUCUUUGGAGACACGCCAGAAAAGCUUUUUGGUCAGGUGGUCAAUGAUGACAUCAUCUGGCCUGAGGGGGAAGACGCUCUGCCAGCUGAUGCCCAGGACCUUAUCACCAGAUUGUUGAGACAGAGCCCUCUGGAGCGCCUGGGAACAGGUGGAACCACUGAGGUGAAAAUGCACCUAUUCUUCUUUGGUUUGGACUGGAACGGCCUCCUGAGACAGAAAGCUGAAUUCAUACCACAACUAGAGACUGAGGAUGACACCAGCUACUUUGACACCCGAUCAGAGCGCUACUGUCACCUGGACUCGGAUGACGAUGAUGAAACCAACGAUGAUGAGUCUUCUCUGGAGCUCCGACAGUUCUCCUCCGUGGCCCACCGCUUCAGCAAGGUGUACAGCAGCACGGAGCACCUGUCCACCUCCACGCCGUCCAACCAGAGCCUGUCGUCAUCGGAGCGAAGCGUCAGUGAGGAGAAGGAGGAGCGAUGGGACGGACGGGGAGUCCUCUCCCCUGGCGAUGGACACAAACACUUGGCCAGUGGAGACAAGAGGACAGAUGGACACAGGGGAAGUCUGCGUCCUCGUGCAUCGUCGAGCUCCUCCCAGUCAGAGCGCAGUGCGAGCCCACUGGUGAUGAACAGCACCCAGAGCCUCGACAUCAUGCCACGCUUCGCCAUCUCUGCCGAGGAGGAAGACGGGAUGGUCUCCAACUUCCGGCGCAUUCGACUCCGAAGCAACAGCACAGGCACCAGGCCUUCCUUCCGAAGGGGGGCGUCCCGGCGCAUCGCCCACCAGCUGGAGACCCCAGAGAAGCCCAGGUCCUCAGCUGGAAAAGUCCCCAAGUCUGCUUCUGUCUCUGGUCUCUCCCUCAUCAUCACCCCAGAUGACUCGGCAGGUCCUCCUACGAGCCCCAAGUCGUCCUUGUCCCUGUCGUCCAAUCCCUCGUCCAGAGAUUCGUCCCCCAGCAGGGACCUCUCCGUUAGUGUCAGCUGCCUCAGACCUCCGGUGGUCAUCCACAGCUCUGGGAAGCGAUUUGGUUUUGCCUUGCGGGCUAUCAGAGUCUACAUGGGAGAUAGUGACGUCUACACGGUUCACCACAUGGUCUGGUGUGUUGAGGACGACAGUCCAGCACUCGAGUCAGGAUUGAGAGCUGGUGACCUCAUCACUCACGUCAACGGGGAGUCGGUCCAGGGACUGGUCCACACCGAGGUGGUGGAGCUCCUGCUUAAGAGUGGGAACAGGGUGACCCUGCAGACUACUGCACUGGAGAACACUUCUAUCAAGGUGGGCCCUGCCAGAAAAGCGAGCUACAAGGCCAAAAUGGCCCGACGCAGCAAGAAGAGCAAAAGAAAGGACGGACAGGACAGCCGGCGUCGCAGCAUCUUGAAGAAGCUAUCCAAGCACACUCCUCCUCCACCUAUGCAGAGCAGUCGUAGCUUCUCGUCAGGUUUCCACCAGUCAUCCAGCGACAGCCUCUCCGGCUCUCCCACACAGAGUCUCUCUCCUGGGCCUUCUACGCCUUGUCGCUCUCCUGCUCCUGAUCACUCUGGAGAUUCAAGUUCCUCUCCCUGCUCCAGCUCCCCUAACUCGCCUGUCCCGCAGGCCCGUCCCAGUUCCUUACACGUGUUGGGUCGCUACAACAAAGCCGGUCGCUGCAAGUCCACCAGCAGUAUCCCUCCUUCACCGCUGGCCUGCAUCCCCCCUCCUCAGCCCCUCUCCCCGCAGUGCUCUCCAUCCUGCCUCCCCAGUCAUCCCAAGUCUCUACAGGGUUUCCAUGGCAAGACUUUGUCCCCUCCCACCAUCACUCGCCAUUCUGUGCGUCCCCGCAGUGCAGAACCGCCGCGGUCACCGCUCCUCAAGAGGGUCCAGUCUGCGGAGAAGCUGACAGGCGACAAGGCGACGGGGGGUUACCAUGUGGAUAGGAAGGCCUACAGCACCCGUCGCCAUACCAUGGAGGUUCCUCUGUCUGAAGGGGAGGGGCUGGAGGACAUGGAGGGGUACACCGCCACCGGGUUCGUCUGCGUCGGCGAGCAUGGCCGUCAGGGUCUCUACAUUGGAGGCCAGAGGGGCCACCAGGACACGGCCAGUGGGGGCAGCGAGCAUUACCGCUCUACUACCUCGCCACAGCACCGCGGCGGCGGCCACCACUCCGACGAGGUGGUGGUGAUGAGGAAGCUGGCGCUGUCGGAGCGAAGGGACUCCUUUAAGAAACAGGAGGCCGUGCAGGAAGUGAGUUUCGAUGAUCUGGAGGAGAGAGAUGCGACGCCGAGCCCAACGCUUCCCGUCAUGGAGCAGAAAGCAUUCACGGCAUCCUGGAUGAACUCGGCCCAGUCAGAAUCCGCCGUGAAGCCGGAAAGAAGUGGAUCGCAGGAUUCAAAAACACCUCAGAAAGCCAAGUCGAAGGACAAAGAAGGGUUUUAGUUGUGUCACUUUGCCAGCGAGCCUCAGUGAGGAAGUAAGAAGUGAAGAUAAGUCUUUGACCUGCUACUGCAAUUACAUUUGAAGGCCUUGCAUGUGCGUCCAGAAAACUGUGACCAAGUCUCAAAUCAUCACAGGCAACUGCUUGAAGACAGAAGAACAAAAUAAUGAUGUACAGUAUCUCAGUAAUAUAUGCAUCCUGCAACACUGUUAACAGAAUAAUGACUGCCAAACCAUGUUUACUUCCUAGUUGCUUGUUUCUUCUCUCGGUUCUCAAAUCACUGUGGCACCUGUGACUGAUGUACUUUGUAAACAUUUUUGUUAUGUUCAAAACCUAUUUAUGACUUUUUAUGUUCAUCUUGUUUUUCUGGCUGUUGAAAAUGCCUCGGAUGCUUCAGCUGCUCUUAGUUCACGAAAUGCACAAAAGAACAGGCGCACAGAAAGAUGUCAGUGUGGCUUUACAGCAGUUGCAGAAAAGGACAGGUAACGGCACUCAAUGUUGUACCAUUUCUUCUUUUUUUUAUACCUCAAUACCCACCAAGAACUAGGUGUAGUUUCAUGUUCGGAAUGAGGCUUUGAAACCUGAAGCAUAUAAUGUAUAUGAAAGAAUUUUAAGACGAUCCUCUGCGAGCUGCCUCUCUGUCGCGCUGAUGCCAGCCAUUUGAACUAGUCGAUUCCAAACUUUGGCCUUGUAUUAACAUCUUUUGAAGGACAACAAUAUAAACUUUCUUAUUACUUGGAAGUCUAGCUGUGGUGCCAAAUCAUGGUCUAGCCAUAGAAAUCCAUUUGAAAAGAGGUACUGUAGUUGUAUAUAAGAAGCUUCAUGCAUGCAUGAGCUCUUUCACUUCCUGUCUGUCCUUCAAAAUCUGUGUGUCUCUCCUCCAGCGGUGGUGUAAAUCAUUACCUGAUCAACAUACAGGUGUGUAGAUAAAGCUCUGUGACUACAUGGAGCCAGACUGUUGUCACUGUCCUGUAAAACCGUGUUGAAUCGAGCCUCCGUCCAGCUCCUUCACCUAGUCUAGCUCAAGUGUUUGCAGAAGUUAUUGUAGCCGUGUAACAGUUUUAGAGCACAUUCAUAUUUCAGGACGAAUUCAACAAACUUGUUCCCUUGGCGGUUUUCUCUAAUGCGUGUUAUGAAUGAAUGUUUACCUUUCAGCGUGAAUCUAAGCGUGACAUUUUCAUGGUAUUUGUUAAAUUAUUAGCCCAAAAAAAUGACCGGAAUUCAACCUGAGUGGGUGAAGGAAUGGGUAGAGGUGAUAUCUUUUUGUAUAUUUUGAUAUGGAAACAGUCUUGUUGCAGCUCUGAUAACUAAAAUGCUGUUGAUGUAUGUUGUAUAAACGAUGGUGGACCUUAUAACAGCUGUAGAUGGUGUUGUUUGAAAAGUGACCUUGUAAGGGUAGAUGGACUCAGAUACAUUGUGUGACGUGACAGGGUCUUAAUCUCAUGUUGCAAUCAGCCUCAAAGGAUUGUGCAUGCUUCACAUCCCAGAAGAAUAUUCCCAAAAUGUUAUAACAUAUUUACUAGUAACUGAUUUGAGUUUUUACAGCAGUGUUUAGUUAAGAAAUGGGAUUGUGUUAUCAGCUAUGUAUUCUUUUAUUUUAUACGUUUAUGGCCAUUCUUAAUAUGUUCCUUAUUGUUUUCAUUCAGGAACACUUUAGUAACCAAAAUGCUUGUUUCAGAUUGAUUAUUUACAAAGAAAUCCUUUUGUCUUUUGUUCUUAGAUGUAAUGAUGGCACCCAUUUAUAUUGUUGCCUAAUGGAGGGAACCAGUAAUGUGGAAAUUCAUCACGGAUGUUUAGCACAUACUAAGCCUUAAAAUGUGGUCAGAUAUUGCGAGGUUCAAAUUAGAAGUGUGUUCGUCUGCUCGGGGGAAAGUAAACAUUGUGUCUAUAUGGGAUUUAUCCUUGAUUUUUUAAUGCCAUAUAUAUGUAUAUCUCGGUAUGUUUUUAUGAUUUCAGUUUUUUAUUUUGUACCCCAACCAAACAGUAAUACUGUCUUUUAAGUUGAAUUAUCAUUUUAUACUUUUUAACUAUCUUUUGGGGGUCUCAGCAGCAGCAGUCCAUAGCAGCGGUCAGAACAACUCAUCUCUGUUUGUGUCGGCAUGUGUGGGAUGAACGCCAUGUCUUCACAGCUAUCAUCCUCCAUCUUGUUUGUAAAGUCUUCCACACUUGUUUUUGUGUUGUCAAAAAGCUAUUGUUCCCCUUUCGACCCCUUGUCACCAGAUGUCAAACUGGCCUUUAUGAAAUUCCUACCAUGUGGGUAUCUGAUGCAGACUGGUGUGAUAUUGUUUUUUUAUUGUCUUAACAGUGCUUGAAAUAAAUGCAUUACAAAGGGACUACAAAGUCCAGGACUACAAA